This is a messenger RNA of Lepus europaeus (European hare), 2575 nucleotides long. It is a transcript of the gene GPAT3, whose product is annotated as glycerol-3-phosphate acyltransferase 3. Gene Ontology annotation, biological process: triglyceride biosynthetic process. Gene Ontology annotation, cellular component: endoplasmic reticulum. NCBI's taxonomy places the organism in Eukaryota, Metazoa, Chordata, Mammalia, Lagomorpha, Leporidae. The transcript has 11 exons. The coding region runs from base 322 to 1503 and encodes 393 amino acids. Gene Ontology annotation, molecular function: glycerol-3-phosphate O-acyltransferase activity. The record is from RefSeq and is a predicted model, not a curated record.
CUCCCGCCUGCUCGGGUCCUCUGGCUGGCGGGCUCCAGCCCUAGCCCCGGGCCGUAGCGCAAGAGUUAACUGGCGCAGCUAGGAGCGCCUGAGGAGGAAGGAAGGAAGGAAAUUGCUGCGGUCCUGAAAGUUUUUUUUUUUACUUCUCUCUUCUUUGUCCCGCAGAGGUGAGUGCCGAGAGGCUGCGGCGGCUGCGGCACUGGCUUUCCGGGGGCUGGGCUUGCGCUCCGCUCCUGCAGCCCUCCCUGGCCUGCCCGGGGACCGCGCAACGUCGCGCUCGGACCUCCACCGCGGAUCUCUCUGGAGCGCGUGCGGCGAGCCAUGGACGGCGCAGACCUGGCCGGGAAGAUCCUGUCCACCUGGCUGACGCUGGUGCUCGGCCUCAUCCUGCUACCUUCGGCCUUCGGUAUUAUCCAAAGAGAUGAGUCACCCAUGGAGAAAGGGCUCUCUGGUCUGCGAGGAAGGGACUUUGAGCUCUCUGACGUGUUUUAUUUCUCCAAGAAGGGGUUGGAAGCCAUUGUGGAAGAUGAAGUGACCCAGAGGUUCUCCUCAGAGGAGCUAGUGUCAUGGAAUCUCCUCACAAGAACCAACAUAAAUUUCCAGUACAUCAGCCUGCGACUCACUAUGGUGUGGGUGCUGGGUGUCUUAGUACGCUAUUGUGUCCUACUGCCUCUGAGGGUUACCUUGGCUUUUAUUGGGAUCAGUUUGCUGGUCAUUGGAACUACGUUGGUUGGGCAGCUGCCAGACAGCAGCCUCAAAAACUGGCUGAGUGAACUGGUGCAUCUGACUUGCUGCCGGAUCUGUGUGCGAUCCCUGUCUGGUACCAUUCAUUAUCAUAACAAGCAGUACAGACCCCAGAAGGGCGGCAUUUGUGUUGCGAACCACACCUCCCCAAUAGAUGUUUUGAUCUUGACGACAGAUGGAUGUUAUGCCAUGGUUGGCCAGGUUCAUGGUGGAUUGAUGGGAAUUAUUCAGAGAGCUAUGGUGAAGGCUUGUCCCCACGUCUGGUUUGAACGCUCGGAAAUGAAGGACCGACAUCUGGUUACUAAGAGAUUAAAAGAACAUAUUGCGGACAAGAAAAAAUUACCCAUAUUAAUCUUUCCUGAAGGAACCUGCAUCAAUAAUACUUCAGUGAUGAUGUUUAAAAAGGGAAGCUUUGAAAUUGGAGGAACCAUCCAUCCAGUUGCCAUCAAGUAUAACCCUCAGUUUGGAGAUGCAUUUUGGAAUAGCAGUAAAUACAAUAUGGUGAGCUACCUGCUUCGAAUGAUGACCAGCUGGGCCAUCGUCUGCGACGUGUGGUACAUGCCUCCCAUGACCAGAGAGGAAGGAGAAGAUGCAGUUCAGUUUGCGAAUAGGGUGAAGUCUGCUAUUGCUGUACAAGGAGGGCUGACUGAACUACCCUGGGAUGGAGGUCUGAAGAGAGGAAAGGUGAAGGACACCUUUAAGGAAGAACAGCAGAAGAAUUACAGCAAGAUGAUUGUGGGCAACGGCUCUCUGAACUGAUGACACCUUGUAGAAAAUCCUGGCUUCCCAGAGAACUUUCCUUAGAAAUGGAAUGGGUUUUGGGGGGCAGUGUAUUUUGUUUUGUUUUGCUGUUUUUAAAAAGUUGUUAAUCUUUUCUACAGGAUGAUUGUUUCUACCUCUUUAUGCCAGAGGCAGAACCUACAGGUGCCCUUUUGGCUUUCAAUGUUGUUAUAGCAAUAGCCCCAUGAACUAAUUGUUAGGUAGCUUACAGAGUUAAAGUUUUGUCUUUUGUAAAAUGAUUGAAUCAUCAUUGAACAAAAUAUUUAUGCAGGAAAAAGUGCUUUUGAAGUGUGUUUGGUACUUGUUGAUAUGAUAAUUCUCGAAAAAUACUCCAAACUCUGUUUUCAUAAUUAGCAUCUGCCCUGCCUUCGAACUCCUCAACGGUAGGUUGAUGCACACAGCUAGGGCUGGUUACCUUUGUGUUCUGUUCUACCUAGCAUGAGUUUGGAAUGUCACCUGACCUGAAAGUGAAAAGAAAAUGCAACUUAUUUCUUACUUCUGUAUUGCAAGAGAAAUGCUAGUUAGCUUCACCAAAGAAAAGUGAGUCAAAUAUGCCUAUGCAUUUACAUGUAGGCAACUCCCAAAUCAAUACUUUUUUAGUUAGCAACUGGUAAUAAAGAGCUUAGAUAGUUUUCCUCAUCUGUGCCCAAAUCUAAGUCUCUGUUCCCCUGAAUCUAUGGAUUGGUUUUUUUUGUUUGUUUUAAUUUUUUUUUUUUUUUUUUUUUGGUAACAACACAUUUUCAAGUAGAAGGAGCCUUUAAAAAAGGAGUCACAGUAAGUGUUGCUGGUAUGGAUGAGUGAAUGCAUGUGGAGCCACCCCUCACCUGCACCUCUUUGUGGUUAAUUCCUGAACUUUCCUAGUCUCUUAAGCAGAAAAAUGAGUGGUAUGAUUACCUUUUAGAAACUGAGCCUUAAAAUUUUUACAGGGGGGAAGUGAGUGCCCCACUGACUCAGCAUAAGCAACGUGUGAUAGCAAAGGUAUGCCUUUAUAUAAAUGCUCAAGAGUGUUCUCUCUCUUCUGGUAACCAUGUACAGAAUGUGAAACCGUCGU